This is a messenger RNA of Dentiscutata erythropus, 285 nucleotides long. The record is from the annotation of a GenBank genome assembly. NCBI's taxonomy places the organism in Eukaryota, Fungi, Glomeromycota, Glomeromycetes, Diversisporales, Gigasporaceae.
AUGCUUAGUUUAGCGUGGACUCCACUUAUUAAAGGAGUGGAUCAAGGAGAUUGUUCGACAGGUGAAGGAAAACGUGAUUGCCAUUCAGGCUCUGCUUGCAGCUCUAAUAAUGAUUGCGUAUUCAAGUCUUGUCAAAAUUUUGUCUGUGUACAUAAAUUAUCCAACGGUUGCUUGGUGGGAGGCAAGAAGAAUAAUUGUAAUCUAGGUGAUCCAUGUGCAUCUAGCGAUGACUGUAAGACGCCUGGCUGUGAAGCAGAUGAUUCAGGAAACACUUUUUGUGUUUGA